CCGGCAGCCCGUGGCCGCGCGCCGCCGUUUUUGCUGCGGCCCCGACGCCCGCGGCCGGCACUUCUGUGGGCGAGUGUCCCGGACAGCUCCUGGCGAGGAUACUGGGAGAGCCACUCACCGAAAGGUUUGAAGCUGAGGAGAGCGCUUUAUUGGGAGUGCUGCAUCAAAGUGUGGAAAGGGGGCCCUUUUCCUUACAGUCACCAGGGAUCUUGGAAAAGUUGCAGGUGACCAUGGAGGCUGGCAUCCUCCCCCUGGAGCUGUGGCGCAUGAUCUUAGCCUACCUGCCCCUUCCCGACCUGGGCCGUUGCAGCCUAGUGUGCAGGGCCUGGUAUGAACUGAUCCUCAGUCUUGAUAGGACUCGCUGGCGGCAGCUGUAUCUGGGCUACACCGAGUGCCGCCACCCCAACUGGCCCAACCAGCCUGAUGUGGAACCUGAGUCUUGGAGGGAGGCCUUCAAGCAGCAUUACCUUGCCUCCAAGAUGUGGACCAAGAAUGCCGCGAUCUUGGAGACCUCUGUCUGCUUUUCUCUAUUUCGCCGGAGGAGGACACGUCGUACCCUGAGUGUCGGGCCAGGCCAUGAGUUUCACAGCCUAGGCAGUGCCCUGGCCAUGUCCAGCCUAUUUGACCGAAUCCUGCUGUUCCCAGGUCUGCACGAAGAGCAAGGUGAAAUUAUCCUGAAGGUGCCCGUGGAGAUCGUAGGCCACGGGAAGUUGGGCGAAGUGGCCCUGCUAGCCAGCAUUGACCAGCAGUGCUCAACCACACGCCUGUGCAACCUUGUCUUCAUGCCAGCCUGGUUCUCACCCUUCAUGUUUAAGACAACUUCAGGUCACGUCCAGUUUGACAACUGCAACUUUGAGAAUGGACACAUCCAGGUCCAUGGCCCGGGCACCUGCCAAGUGAAGUUUUGCACCUUCAAAAACACCCAUGUCUUUCUGCACAAUGUGCCCCUGUGUGUCCUGGAAAACUGUGAAUUCGUGGGCAGUGAAAACAACUCUGUGACUGUUGAGGGCCACCCGUCCUCAGAAAACAACUGGGCCUACACGCAUCUCUUAGGGCUUAUCAGGUCCUCUCCUGGCGUGCUCCCGACAGAGGACUCUGACUCUUUAAUGUCCUUGGACCUGGAAAGCAGGGACCAGGCGUGGAGCCCAAGAACCUGUGGCAUUGUCAUUGAGGGUAGCCAGAGCCCUACCAGCCCAGCAACUGGCUCCCCCAAGGCUCGCUCACAGGAGGCAGAGGUGGGCAGUGAUGGGGAAAGGGUGGCCCGGACCCCAGACAGCAGCGAUGGAGGCCUGAGUCCCAGCGGUGAGGAUGAGGAUGAGGACCAGCUCACGUACAGACUGUCCUACCAAGUGCAGGGCCCGCGGCCGGUCCUGGGGGGCUCCUUUUUGGGCCCACCACUGCCGGGAGCAUCCAUCCAGCUGCCCAGCUGCCUGGUGCUGAACUCACUACACCAGGAGCUGCAGAAGGACAGGGAGGCCAUGGCGCUGGCCAGCUCUGUGCAGGGCUGCCUCAUCCGCAAGUGCCUGUUCCGGGACGGGAAGGGAGGCGUCUUCGUUUGCUCUUAUGGCCGAGCCAAGAUGGAAGGAAACAUCUUCCGGAACCUGACUUAUGCGGUGCGAUGUAUACAUAAUAGCAAGAUCAUCAUGCUCAGGAACCACAUUCACCACUGCAGAGCGUCAGGCAUCUUUCUUCGCUUGGAGGGCGGAGGCCUGAUCGCUGGCAACAACAUUUAUGACAACGCGGAGGCCGGCGUAGACAUCCGGAAAAAGUCCAACCCUCUCAUUCUGUGUAACCAGAUCCACCACGGCCUUCGCUCUGGCAUUGUUGUCCUUGGCAAUGGGAAAGGCAUCAUCCGGAACAAUCAAAUCUUUUCAAACAAGGAGGCUGGCAUUUACAUCCUGUACCACGGAAAUCCAGUUGUGAGCCGGAACCACAUUUUCAAGGGCAGUGCAGCCGGCAUAGCUGUGAAUGAGAAUGGCAGAGGCCUCAUCACAGAAAAUGUCAUCCGAGAGAAUCAGUGGGGAGGUGUGGACAUCCGCCGAGGAGGGGUCCCCAUCCUCAGGAGCAACCUCAUCUGCUUUGGCUAUUCCGAUGGUGUUGUUGUCGGGGAUGAAGGCAAAGGCCUGCUAGAAGGAAACACCAUCUACGCUAAUAAGGGCUGUGGUGUGUGGAUGAUGUCGUCCAGCCUGCCCCACGUCACCAGCAACCACGUCAGCUACAAUGGCCUGUAUGGAGUGGCAGUGUUCAGCCAGAAGGAUGGCUCCGGGGAGUCCCCUGGAGGCCACGGGGCCCAGGAGAACUUCGGCGAGGACGGGGACGCCACCCUCUGGGAGACGGAGCUGGAGAAGGAUGACGACCUGCUGCGCCGGCCCAUCACCGCAGCUCUGGUCGAGUCUAACACUGUUAAUCACAACGGAGCUUCAGGACUCUAUGUCCAGAGUAGUGAGGUGCUGCAUGUCAUCACCAACGUGAUCCAUGCUAACGGGGACAGAGGCAUCACUGUGGCCCAGAGCAGCCAGCUCACCCGUGUGACCAACAACAGCAUCUCCUGCAAUCACCAGAGUGGGGUCAAGGUCGAGGCCCAGUGCAAAGUGGAGUUCCGAGGCAAUGGUAUCUAUGACAACAGAGGCCAUGGCAUCAUCACCAAGGGUGACAGCACUGUCAUUGAAAACGACAUCAUUGGCAACCGGGGUAGCGGGCUGCAGCUGCUGCCCACGUCCGACACGAAGGUAAUAAAGAACCGGAUCCAUUCAUUCCGGGCCUACGGCAUUGCCGUGCAGGGCCGUGCCAAGGCUCUGCUGCAGGAGAACACCGUCUUCCAGGGCAAGACCAACAAGACCGUCUUUCAGCAGAUCUCAAACAACCAAGAAUGCAUCAUGCAGAACAACAAGUUCUUGGUCUUCAAGAAAAAGUCUGAUACGUGGCGCCUGGCGAACCCACCAGCACGGCCUCACCUUGAAAACUCUCUCCGAGGCCCCUCUGCUGCCCACAGUGGGCAGAAGGUGACAGCCAUGGCAACCAGGAUCACAGCCCAUGUGGAAGGUGGUUACCACAGCAAACGCAGCAUCUUCUGCACCAUCCUGUAAGAAUGGAGAGCCACGGAGUGGGGCAGCUGGGGGCUGUCCUCAGACUCCGAGAAGGAAGCACAUACCCUGCUCUCAGGCUCGGGCCCUGCCCAGCCAAGCUGAGAGGUUGUGGCCUUUGGGAUGGAAGAAUUAGUGCUUGUGAAGGCUCCUGGUCUCCUUAUCACCGCCCUGAAAAACAAGCUCCCAAGUCUUCUGGGGACUAAGAACAAGAGAGAGCUGGAUUCUGUCUUCCUUCCUCCACUGCCCCUGGCCCCCAGCACGAGCACCACACACCUCAGCUGCUCCCACUGCCUCAGAAGAACCUUGAAGAGCUGAGUCUGGGGGACUUCCCUGGUGGCAUAGUGGUUAAGAAUACACCUGCCAGUGCAGGGGACACUGGUUCGAUCCCUGGUCUGGGAAGAUCUGACAUGCCGCGGAGCAACUAAGCCUGUGUGCCACAACUACUGAGCCUGCGCUCUAGAGCCCGCAAGCCACAACUACUGAGCCCGCAUCCUGCAACUACUGAAGCCCGCACGCUCUAGGGCCCGCAUGCCGCAACUACUGAGCCUGCGUGCUGCAACUACUGAAGCCUGCACACCUAGAGCCUGUGCUCCGCAACAAGAGAAGUCACCGCAAUGAGAAGUCCACGCAUUGCAACGAAGAGUAGGCCCCUCUUGCUGCAACUAGAGAAAGCCCGCACACAGCAACGAAGACCCAACG
This is a messenger RNA of Eubalaena glacialis (North Atlantic right whale), 3785 nucleotides long. It is a transcript of the gene FBXO10, whose product is annotated as F-box protein 10. The transcript has 13 exons. Gene Ontology annotation, molecular function: protein binding. The record is from RefSeq and is a predicted model, not a curated record. Gene Ontology annotation, biological process: protein ubiquitination; regulation of apoptotic process; ubiquitin-dependent protein catabolic process. The coding region runs from base 231 to 3086 and encodes 951 amino acids. Lineage: Eukaryota; Metazoa; Chordata; Mammalia; Artiodactyla; Balaenidae.